Messenger RNA from Vigna unguiculata (cowpea), 843 nucleotides. Its product is annotated as 18 kDa seed maturation protein-like. The record is from RefSeq and is a predicted model, not a curated record. Lineage: Eukaryota; Viridiplantae; Streptophyta; Magnoliopsida; Fabales; Fabaceae. Gene Ontology annotation, biological process: embryo development ending in seed dormancy.
CUAUUUAUACGUGUGCGGUGUUCGAGUCUGAUAUAGCGAGCUGAAGAAAAAACUUAUCUGAGAAAGAAAGGAAGAAAGAAAGUAAUAUCAAUCGUUGAAAAUGCAGGGAGGAAAGAAAGCAGGAGAAUCCGUGAAGGAAACGGCUUCAAACAUUGGUGCUUCUGCCAAAGCUGGCAUGGAGAAGACCAAGGCCACUCUCCAAGAGAAGGCAGAAAGAAUGACAGCACGUGAUCCGGUGCAAAAGGAAUUAGCAACCCAGAAGAAGGAAUCUAAGAUCAAUCAGGCUGAACUGGACAAACAGGCGGCGCGUCAACAUAAUGCAGCGGCGAGUGAGUAUAACUCGGCGGCGAAGCAGGCGAGCACGUACUCCACCACUGGGGAGCAUGGUCAUCCCACGGGGUUCCACCAGACGUCGGCGAUGCCAGGUCACGGAACUGGGCAGCCCACAGGCCACGUGACUGAGGGAGUGGUGGGCUCCCAUCCCGUUGGGACCAAUCGAGGACCGGGAGGGACAGCUACGGCCCAUAAUACCCGUGCGGGUGGAAACCCAAAUGAUUAUGGGUAUGGGACUGGCGGUACUUACAGUUAAAUAAUGAUGAUGAUUAUAAUAUCAUAUAGUUAUUAGCAUCGGUUUAAUAAAAACGGUGUAGUUGUUUUGUUGUUCAUGCUUUUUUUUUCUUGCUUGUUCCCUUUUCCCUCCCUCCAUUUUUAUCAUGGAGAGUGGAGAGUGGAUGGGGUGUUGUUACUGGUUACUGUAGAAGUGCUUUCACUUGUACUGUACCGUUAUGUAUUAUUUCCGUUUCAAUAAAUAAACAAGAUCCUGGUGGUGUAUUAUGACGAUUA